AUGGCCACCAAUACGUCACCAACUCCUCAAGAAGAACAGGAUGCGCACAAAAUCCUUUUCGACAAGGGCUUGAAGAUUCGUUACGAGGUUGCCGGCCCUGCUUAUGUCGAUGCGGCCCUUGCCGGUGGCUCCUCUGAAUUCGCGCGACCAAUGCAAGAGCUCGUCACCGAAGCAUGUUGGGGAUCUGUAUGGUCACGGCCAGGACUAGAAAGAAAACAACGCUCUUUGCUCAACAUUGCAAUGCUUUGUGCACUCAACCGAGGCCCGGAGCUGGCGGCUCACGUUCGAGGCGCCCUUAACAAUGGUGCCACUGAGGUCGAGAUAAGAGAGACACUGCUUCAAGCCGCCAUCUACUGCGGUAUGCCGGCGGGCAUUGAAGGGUUCAAGAUUGCCGAAAAGGUUAUCCUGGCGGUAGGACAAGAGAAACAGGGUGGAAAGUAG
Fusarium sp. VM40 is the source of this 441-nucleotide messenger RNA. The record is from the annotation of a GenBank genome assembly. Lineage: Eukaryota; Fungi; Ascomycota; Sordariomycetes; Hypocreales; Nectriaceae.